Anopheles coluzzii is the source of this 802-nucleotide messenger RNA. Its product is annotated as peritrophin-1-like. The record is from RefSeq and is a predicted model, not a curated record. Gene Ontology annotation, cellular component: extracellular region. The coding region runs from base 101 to 709 and encodes 202 amino acids. Lineage: Eukaryota; Metazoa; Arthropoda; Insecta; Diptera; Culicidae. The transcript is spliced from 2 exons. Gene Ontology annotation, molecular function: chitin binding.
CGUAACCUUCAGCACCGUCGCUAUAUAAAGCUUCUAUUCUGCCUGCUGUGAUUGCAUUCCAUUUUAGUUUGAACACAGUGCGAACUGCAACACAACCAAAAUGCGAGGUAUGUUUGUAGCAAUUUUGGUCCCACUGGCGCUGGCCACCGUGCUGGAGGCGAAGGUUUUGGCCACUCGCGACCCACGAUGUCCCCGUGUGGACGAUCCGGAACGUACGGUCCACCUGACACAUCCAACCGAUUGCAACCGUUUUCUGGUCUGCUCGUCCGGCAUGGCUUACGAGAUGCGCUGCCCGGACGGGUUAGAGUACGAUGUGGAACAGAGCAGCUGUGAUUACGAUUAUCUCGUGCGCUGCUCGAUCGAGGGACGUAUACCGAUGAAGCAGGCCAACUAUGGGUUCGAGAUGCCGCUGGAGCAGCUCGCCCUAAACCGCCCAUCGUGGAACGAUCAGCAGGAGGAACCGCGCGUUGACUCACCGCCUCAGCCAGUGCCACAGUACAAACCGGCCAUCAGUGUCGUUGAUGCGCGCUGCCCCCGGACGGACGAUCCGAUGAAACCGAUCCAUCUGCCGCGCACUGGCAACUGUGGCAAGUUCAUGAAGUGCUUCGGUGGCCGUGCCUACGAGAUGGACUGUCCGGCCGGGUUGGAGUUCGAUGCGAAGAAUGGCCGUUGCGAGUACCCGGCAUUGGCCCGGUGCAGCCGGCUGUGAGGUUUGUUACCUUUGUGCCAAUCGUCCGGCUAGGUCAGUAUUAUCUGUGAAUAAAGAUCACUUGCUGUGUGGCAAGUGUUGUGCAGACGAUAA